This is a messenger RNA of Tupaia belangeri chinensis (Chinese tree shrew), 3899 nucleotides long. RefSeq names its product cap methyltransferase 1 (gene CMTR1). Lineage: Eukaryota; Metazoa; Chordata; Mammalia; Scandentia; Tupaiidae. The record is from RefSeq and is a predicted model, not a curated record. Gene Ontology annotation, molecular function: nucleic acid binding; protein binding; methyltransferase cap1 activity. Gene Ontology annotation, cellular component: nucleus; cytoplasm. Gene Ontology annotation, biological process: methylation; 7-methylguanosine mRNA capping.
GAGAGCUGACAGUCUGGAUUUAUGUUUGCAGUAACAAUGAGGAGGAGAGCUGACCCAGAAUGCACUGCCCCCAUCAAGAAACAGAAAAAAAGAGUUGCAGAGCUUGGCCUGAACCUCAGCUCCACAUCCGACGAUGAACCUCUUUCUUCUGUCAGUCAUGCGGCAAAAGCAUCUGCCACAAGCCUAAGUGGAUCUGACAGUGAGACUGAGGGGAAGCAACGCAGCUCUGACUCUUUCGAAGAUGCAUUCAAAGCAGACUCCCUGGUGGAGGGAACUUCCUCCCGCUAUUCCAUGUAUAAUAGCGUCUCUCAGAAGCUUAUGGCCAAGAUGGGCUUCAGGGAAGGUGAAGGAUUGGGGAAAUACAGCCAGGGUCGGAAGGACAUCGUGGAGGCAUCUAAUCAGAAAGGCCGAAGGGGCUUGGGCCUGACUCUGCGGGGCUUUGACCAGGAGCUCAACGUGGACUGGCGAGAUGAACCCGAGCCCAGUGCCUGUGAGCAGGUGUCGUGGUUCCCAGAAUGCACCACUGAAAUUCCUGAUACUCAGGAGAUGAGCGAUUGGAUGGUUGUGGGAAAGAGAAAGAUGGUUAUUGAAGAUGAAACAGAGUUCUGUGGGGAAGAGCUGCUUCACAGUGUCUUACAGUGUAAGAGUGUGUUCGACGUCCUGGAUGGGGAAGAAAUGCGGCGAGCUCGGACCCGAGCCAAUCCCUACGAGAUGAUCCGAGGAGUCUUCUUCCUAAACAGGGCAGCGAUGAAGAUGGCUAACAUGGAUUUUGUGUUUGAUCGCAUGUUCACAAAUCCACGGGACUCUUAUGGGAAGCCGCUGGUGAAGAACCGUGAGGCUGAGCUUCUGUACUUUGCUGAUGUCUGUGCAGGCCCAGGUGGCUUCUCAGAGUACGUGCUGUGGAGGAAGAAGUGGCACGCAAAGGGCUUUGGAAUGACUCUGAAGGGCCCAAAUGACUUCAAGUUGGAGGACUUCUACUCGGCCUCCAGUGAACUCUUCGAACCCUACUAUGGUGAGGGUGGGAUUGAUGGAGACGGCGAUAUCACCCGCCCAGAGAACAUCACUGCUUUUCGGAAUUUUGUCCUGGAUAACACAGAUCGCAAGGGUGUCCACUUUCUGAUGGCUGACGGGGGUUUCUCGGUGGAGGGCCAGGAGAACCUGCAGGAGAUCCUCAGCAAGCAGCUGCUGCUGUGUCAGUUCCUCAUGGCACUGUCUAUUGUCCGGACAGGAGGCCACUUCAUCUGUAAAACCUUCGACCUGUUCACACCCUUCAGUGUGGGGCUCAUCUACCUGCUAUACUGUUGCUUUGAACGAGUGUGUCUCUUCAAGCCCAUUACCAGCCGUCCUGCCAACUCGGAGAGGUAUGUGGUGUGCAAGGGCCUGAAGGUGGGCGUAGACGAUGUUCGGGAGUACCUCUUCUCAGUGAACAUGAAACUUAACCAGCUGCGCAACACUGACUCAGACGUCAGCCUCGUGGUCCCCCUGGAGGUGAUCAAGGGAGACCAUGAAUUUACUGACUACAUGAUACGGUCCAAUGAGAGCCACUGUAGUCUGCAGAUCAAAGCUCUGGCCAAAAUCCAUGCCUUUGUUCAAGACACGACCCUGAGUGAGCCUCGGCAGGCAGAGGCCCGGAAAGAGUCCCUCCGACUCUGGGGGAUCCCAGACCAGGCCCGUGUUGCUCCUUCUUCUUCAGACCCAAAGUCUAAAUUCUUCGAGCUAAUCCAGGGUACUGAGAUUGACAUCUUCAGUUACAAGCCCACGCUGCUCACCUCCAAAACCCUGGAGAAGAUCCGCCCUGUGCUCGACUACCGCUGCAUGGUGUCUGGCAGCGAGCAGAAGUUCCUCAUCAGCCUCGGGAAAUCCCAGAUCUACACGUGGGAUGGCCGCCAGUCAGACCGCUGGGUCAAGCUGGACCUGAAGACAGAGCUGCCCCGGGACACCCUGCUCUCUGUGGAGAUUGUGCAUGAGCUGAAAGGGGAGGGGAAGGCCCAGCGGAAGAUUAAUGCGAUCCACAUCCUCGAUGUCCUCGUGCUGAACGGCAGUGACGUUCGGGAGCAGCACUUUAACCAGCGAAUUCAGCUUGCUGAGAAAUUUGUGAAAGCUGUUUCCAAGCCCAGUCGGCCUGACAUGAAUCCCAUCAGGGUGAAGGAGGUGUACAGGCUGGAGGAGAUGGAGAAGAUUUUUGUCAGGCUGGAAAUGAAGAUCAUCAAGGGCUCCAGUGGCACUCCCAAGCUCAGCUACACAGGGCGGGACGACCGGCACUUCGUGCCCACGGGCCUCUACAUUGUGAGGACAGUGAAUGAGCCGUGGACCAUGGGAUUCAGCAAAAGCUUCAAGAGGAAGUUCUUUUACAACAAGAAGACCAAGAUAUCUACCUUUGACCUCCCUGCAGACUCCAUUGCUCCCUUUCACAUCUGCUACUACGGCCGGCUCUUUUGGGAAUGGGGGGAUGGCAUCCGCGUGCAUGACUCCCAGAAGCCCCAGGACCCAGACAAGCUGUCCAAGGAGGAUGUCCUCUCAUUCAUCCAGAGUCACAGUGCCUGAGGGCCACAGGAUGCCCUACCCCCGCCGAAUGCCCUGUUGGUCCCUGAAGCAGGGUGCUCUGCACCUGGGGCCCACAGUCCUGGUUUCUUCCCCCUCUCAGAGAGGGACUGGUGAGCAUCGCAGUCUGGCCGUGAGAGGCGGGCGGCUCUUCUCCGUCCCCUGAAGAGCUCAGUCAGGACCUUCAGAGGACACAGUCCUACGAGGACACCUGCCUUGGGAACCGUGUCCCUGCCGGGACUCAGCCGAGGAAGCUGCUCCUGAACUAGUGUGAGUCCUGGCCCGGGGCACGCAGGGCCAGUGGAGGACACGUCAGAGGGUCGCAGGGCUCUGGGCUCUGCCAUUCUCCCUGUAUCUUGUAGACUCACUUUUCUGAGUUCCAUGCACUGCCUUUGAGGGCACCCAUGCCCCUGCUUUGCCCAACUUUUUAUUGGGCCAACCCUGAGUGGGCAGAGGCCCACUGUCGUGAGCUGGACAGCAGCAGCUGCUGUGCAAAUCAAGGUUUCAUUUCUUUGAACUUACUGUUUUGAUGCCAAUGCAGUUGGAGUUUCUUGUCUCCUCCCUGCACCCAUCCUGGCUUCCCCCUGGGGUCCUUCGCAGUCCAGACCUUUGGCAGUCCCGGCAGGCCGGGAAGGAGGGGUCAGGCCCCACGUCCCUGUCACUGUACUGGGACCCGGGUAGUGCUGUCUCUGGUACGGGUGUGCUGCUUCCUGGGGCUGUAGAGCCUUCUGGGGCCCAUCCCCUUUUGAUCAAAGACUGGGCAGCUUGGGAAGGCAGGAAGCAGACUCGAAGACCUGCCGUUUUCUCCCAGCCGCAGUUGCCCCACCUAGCAAAGGUGGUACGUCCCAGCUUUGGGUGGCACCGCCCCUCAGGUCAUUGCGUACCAGAGCCUGGCCUGCUAGCCACCCAGGGUUCGGGCAGAGCCCUGAGCUGGAGGUGGCUCCUGCUACUCAUUCCCUUCCAUUGUUUUCCUCCCCCAGCAGGAGGCAGUCUGCUUUGUUUGUACUACAUGGUCGCUCCGCUCCACUUCCUCCUCCUUGGUGGAGGCAGAGGAAGGAGGGGGAGGUGGGCAGUAGCUUUGGGUGGGGAGGGCACCCAUGGUGGUUUUCAAUGGGAAACCCCUCUCAAGAUGUUCUGGCAGACUCCUGAGGGCCUCAUCCCAGUGCCAGUAUGGUUUCCAUGGAGAUAGGCACUGAGGCUCCCAUGAGGUUGGACUCUCUCCUGAGGUCCUCAGCCAGCACCCAGCCCCCACCCUCAGGCUGGCAGCAGCACUUCUGAGAUGCCUGUUUCCGCCCAGUGCUGGGUAUAUCUGUGUGUCUUGCAGAAUCUCAGAUCAUUAAAGAUUAACGUAUUUUUAA